This is a messenger RNA of Melanotaenia boesemani (Boeseman's rainbowfish), 9766 nucleotides long. RefSeq names its product signal-induced proliferation-associated 1 like 1 (gene sipa1l1). Bases 576 to 6089 code for a protein of 1837 amino acids. Gene Ontology annotation, cellular component: cytoplasm. The transcript is spliced from 26 exons. Gene Ontology annotation, molecular function: protein binding; GTPase activator activity. NCBI's taxonomy places the organism in Eukaryota, Metazoa, Chordata, Actinopteri, Atheriniformes, Melanotaeniidae. Gene Ontology annotation, biological process: regulation of small GTPase mediated signal transduction; activation of GTPase activity. The record is from RefSeq and is a predicted model, not a curated record.
UAAACACACGGAGAGGCGGUCAGCAGAGCGCACGAACAGAGACAGACAAGUAGGUGAACAGCCCCAAGAGGUUUUCUGCUGUCCGGUUAAUUGUAUUUAUUUACGGCUUGUGUAUUCCGGUGACUGACCAGCGAGAGCGUUAUUUUUCCUCCCCAAAAGACGGACAAGGUGGACAUUAAUAAAGAUUGUUCCGAGUGUCAGCACAACAAAGAAAAGAGAGAGAACAAGACUCUGGGCUAAUUGCUGUUUACCAAAUAACUCUCAGACUGUCCUCUGUGGUUCACCUUGUGUGACGAGACUCAGUUCUCUGCUGUUCUCAGUCACUGGGUUCCAGUUUGGACGAAGUUCUCAUCUAACAUGAUUCCAGCGCAGAUGGCCUUUUAGAGACUUCAGCUGUGAAAGUUUACUCAUUCAAAUUUUUAAUCAAGAUUUAGUUUUCUUUUAAGCACCAAAUGUAAUCCUCCCUCCUCACUUCAUUAAGUGGGCAUUAUGUUGACCCAAAUCUAAACCCAUUCACACCCUAUCUUUACCUUUCCCUUCCAUCUCCCCUCCCCGCAUCCUUCCCCAUCUUUAUCAUGACCAGUUUGAAGCGCUCUCAGACGGAGCGUUCAGUUGGGGGAUCUGUACCGGCCAGUGAUGAGUUCUAUACUCGCCGCCUUAGACUGCCCAAUGGAGGAGCACCACCACCUCGCAGCGAGAGUGCACACAUCUCCUCUUCCUCAACCACCGGCACCAACCCUGGUGUCCCAAAGAUGGGGGUUCGGGCCCGCGUGGCUGAUUGGCCCCCAAGAAAAGAUGGUGGAGGAGGGGGUGUUUGGCAUAUCACUGUGGAAACCGACUCGCCCAGUUCCACUAACACCACCAGCUCUUCAGGAUCAGGGAGUGGGGACAGAGAACGGCUUAUGGGAGGAGGAGGCAGUGGAGGAGGAGGUGGAGGAAUGGGCAGUAGUGGUAGUGGUGGCAGUGGAGGAGGAAGUGUGUCAGCUGUUCAAGCCCACAGCAAUCUGUCAGCCAAGCUGGGUCACCUGAUAAGCCCACAAGACUCAUCCAUGCUGCGCAACAUCCACAACACACUGAAGAGCAAGAUGCAAAGCAAAGGAAAGGACAAUCGUUUCCUGUCACCAGACGGCUAUCUGGGCUCACCUCGCAAAGGCAUGAGACGUAUCCGCCAGCGCAGUAACAGUGAUAUUACUAUCAGUGAGCUAGAUGGGGAGGGGAAUGAAGGCUGGUCCUUCUCUGGGUGGACACCCAUGCACCGUGAGUAUGGCAGCACUUCAUCUAUAGAUAAACAUGGGGUGUCAGGAGAGAGCUUCUUUGACAUGCUAAAGGGAUAUCAGUCUGCUGAGGCCCCCGAUCAGCGAAGCCCAGCGCCAGAGAGACUAACAGAACUCCUUACUGUGGCCCCCAUAAAGCAGGCCGCCCUGGACCUGCCAGAUGGACCUUUAGGUCCAGCCCGAGGGAGUCCUGCCAGUCGGCUGAAGGAACGAGAGAAGCACUUGAAGAGAAGAUCAAAAUCAGAAACUGGUGGAGAGUCCAUCUUCCGAAAGCUGCGCAGUGUGAAGGUUGAGGGUGACACGUCAAGGGCUGGCUCAGAUGUUGAGGAUGGGGGGAAAGGUGAUGAAAGCGGACCACCUCCUAAACCCUGGGUAUGCCAAAAAGGCUUUGCCCAUUUCGAUGUCCAGUCCAUACUGUUCGACCUCAACGAGGCAAUCCAUAGCCGGCAAUCUGGUGCCAAACGCAAGAACACCACUACUGGUGCCUCAGCUGCUGCUGCUGCCUCAGCCUCAGCCUCGUCUUCCCUUUCAUCCAAUCAGAGUGGAGUGUAUGGGUCACCUUGUGGCUCACAAGAGGAGUUAAGCAAGGAAGGUUCAGGAGGUGGACACAGUGCCAACCCUGCAUUGGACCCUGGUGAUGACAAGAGCAAUGAUUUGGUUCUCAGCUGUCCUUGUUUCAGAAAUGAAAUUGGAGGAGAGGGUGAGAGGAACAUCUCUCCAGCAAAACAGCAGGGCAGCAUAGGUAGUGGUGGGAGCUCUAGCAGUUCCUCUGGAAGUACAGAAGAAGGACCUUUGGAUGCCACUCUCACUACUCAUUUUACCAAUGCUGGUGUGGCUGUGCUGGAAGCUCCUAAAGAUGGGCCAAGUCAACAUGCUGACAGGUCCAAGAGAUAUAUCGUGGAACAUGUUGACCUUGGUGCCUACUAUUACCGAAAAUACUUCUAUCUCAGAGAGCACUGGAACUAUCUGGGAGUAGAUGAGAACCUGGGCCCAGUGGCAGUGAGUUUGAGGAGGGAAAAGUUAGAGGAACACAAAGAUCAUGGUCAACAGUAUAAUUACAGGGUCAUCCUCAGGACAAGUGAGCUGAAUACCCUGCGGGGUUCCAUCCUAGAAGAUGCAGUGCCAUCCACGUCCAAGCAUGGUCUUGGUCGAGGCCUGCCCUUAAAAGAAAUACUGGAAUACCUUGUUCCUGAGCUUAAUGUCCACUGCUUACGCCUGGCGCUCAACACACCUAAAGUCACUGAUCAGCUGAUGAAGCUGGACGAGCAGGGGCUGAGCUUCCAGCGGAAGGUGGGGGUUAUGUACUGCAUGGCAGGCCAGAGCAGUGAGGAGGAGAUGUACAACAAUGAAGCAGCUGGUCCUGCGCUGGAAGAGUUCCUCCAUCUGCUGGGCGAGAGGGUUAGACUCAAAGGCUUCACCAAGUACAGAGCUCAGCUGGAUACAAAGACUGAUUCAACGGGGACCCACUCCUUGUACACAACUUACAAGGAUUAUGAGAUCAUGUUCCACGUGUCCACCAUGUUGCCAUACACACCCAACAAUAAGCAGCAGCUACUGCGGAAACGUCAUAUUGGGAAUGAUAUCGUCACGAUUGUGUUCCAGGAACCAGGAGCACUCCCCUUCACCCCCAAAAACAUUCGCUCACACUUCCAGCAUGUUUUUGUGAUUGUGCAGGCACAUAACCCUUGUUCUGAAAACAGCUCCUACAGUGUGUCAGUGACCCGUUCCAAAGAUGUGCCCUCAUUCGGCCCUCCGAUCCCAGAGGGUGUGACCUUCCCCAAGUCAUCUGUGUUUCGGGACUUCCUGCUGGCCAAAGUCAUCAAUGCAGAAAAUGCCGCCCACAAAUCACACAAGUUUCGGGCCAUGGCCACCAGAACACGCCAGGAGUACCUGCGUGACCUGGCUGAGCGCCACACCACCAGCACGUCGAUUGACCCCUCUGGAAAGUUCCCCUUCAUUUCACUGGCUCAUAAAAAGAAGGAGAAGAGUCGGCCAUAUGGAGGAGCAGAGCUGCGCAGUCUUGGAGCGGUGACCUGGCCAGUUCAUGCUGAGGAUCAUGGGAACGGAGGGGAACUUGAGGCUCUCCUGGCCAUUUCUAAUGACUUUCUCAUCCUGCUGGACCAGGAGGCCAAGGCUGUGGUGUUCAACUGUGCCACAAAGGAUGUGAUCGGCUGGACACUCAGCAGUCCUGCGUCUUUAAAGAUUUUCUAUGAGAGGGGAGAAAGUCUGUCUCUGAGGAGCAUCAGUAAUAAUACAGAGGAUUUCAAAGAAGUGGUCAAACGUCUAGAGUUUCUUACAAAGGGUUGGGAGACAUCUGAGAUGACACUUCGUCGGAACGGCCUGGGUCAGCUCGGCUUUCAUGUGAAUUAUGAAGGCAUCGUGGCUGAGGUUGAGCCGUAUGGCUACGCCUGGCAGGCAGGCCUACGCCAGGGAAGCCGUUUGGUGGAAAUCUGCAAAGUCGCCGUAGCAACUCUGACCCAUGAGCAGAUGAUUGAUCUCUUGCGGAACUCUGUGACAGUUCGUGUUGUUAUUAUCCCACCACAUGAUGAUGCUACUCCACGCAGGGGCUGCUCAGAGCUCUAUCGAGUGCCUGUGUCUGAAUACAAGGGCAGCAGCAGCGAUAGUGGCUCCUUCGAGUACAAGUUUCCCUUCCGCAGCAACAACAACAAAUGGCAGCGAACAUCCAGCAGUCCUCAGCAAUCACUGACCGCUUCACCACAGCCUCACACACCCAACCGGGCCAUCAGCUUGGGCAGCUCAGUGGGAAAGACCCUGUCAGCUGAGAGGCUGGAGAGGGGUGCUGCCAUUCCACGAAGCGUCAGCAGUGAUGGCCGACCUCUGGAAUCCAAGAGGAUGUCUCCGGGCAGUGAGAGCUACAGUCUGGCCUCCUCCUUGGCUUUAGGCCGCUCCCCGCACAACCGCAGCUCUCCCAGCAACCUGUCCUGUUCCAGCGAUGCUUCUGGAAGUUCCGCUCACUGGAGACAGAAGUCCAUGCCUGAGCAGUUUGGAGGAAGCCGGCAUUCCCCAAUGUCUACAGAGAGACGGGAGGUGGUCGGAGAGGGUAGUUCCAGUGGGAAGUCUACUCCCAAUUGGUCAAGAAUGGAAGAUGGAGGAACUGAGCGAGGGUCAACAGAGGCCCCAGUUUCCAAAUCUGGUCAGGGCUACUCGGGAGCUCCCCGCAUCCAGAGGCAGGAGCAAGUCAUCCACCUGUCCCCAAAGAAGGGCAGCCAGUCUGAUGGCCCUUACUCAGGUCACUCCAGCAGUAACACUCUAUCCAGCACCGCUUCCAGUGGGGGCCACAGUGACAGCGACAAAUGGUAUGAGAUGGGGGCAGGUGGAGGUUCCAGCGGUGACCAGGGUGACCCAGAACCCAAUGGUUUAGGAGGAGGAGGCUACCUCCAGGGUACCUCUGCUGACAGUGGCAUUGACACCAGCUCUUAUGGAGCCCCACAUCAUGCCCACCCCCACUCCCAUCAUGGCAGCACCACCUCGCUACUGGCUCCCAGUGGAAGUAGAGAAAGCAGGGAGCGCUCAGCAUCUCCGUGGCAUAGUCCAACCGAGGGAGGGCGGAGGAUGCUCGAGAGGUCGCCUGCUGCUGCAGAGUCUUCUGGUCCUCCAGGAGAAAGGAGCCUGGAAGGGAUGGGUCGAAGCCCGCCAACUCAUCUCCUCGUUAGAGACAGCAGUACCUACAGUCUGAGUGAUGCUGGAUUACACUCAAGGCACUCUGGCCACAGCUCUCCCAGAGAUGAGUCAUCCUCUUCAGCAACCUCCCCUUCUUCUCAGUCCUCUGUGUCCCCUGGGCCCAAGAGCUUUUACCCCCGACAGGGAGCUCAGUCCAAGUAUUUGAUUGGCUGGAGGAAACCUGGGUCCACCAUCAAUUCUGUUGACUUUGGAGACACACGCAAGAAAUCUCCAGGAGAAAGUGGAAGCGAGGUGGUUCCAACCCCAGCAGCCAGGCCAUCACUUAGAGACAUGCACUCACCCCAGUCGCAUGCAAAAUCAACUAUGGAGGAAGAUGUGAAGAGGCACACUGCUCCUGACAGUCCCCCCCCACCACGAAAACACAAGGAAAAGCAUGGCCAGAAGUCACCUCCGGGCCAGCCUCUCAGCCGCCGCCGCUCUCUCCAUCGUACCCUGUCCGAUGAGAGCAUCUAUCGCGGCCAGCGCCUUCCUUCCCUGAGCGACUCAGUGACUGAACCAGCGCUGGGCUCUGAUGUUCUUUUUAGUUGUUCCACCCUUCCUCGGUCCCCCACCACCCGUGGCGUGCCCCUCAGACGGCCCUCCUAUAAGCUGGGAGUCAAGCUCCAUGGUGACCUUUCUGCAUCGGACACGUCAUUGGUGGAUUUGGUGGAACGUCAUCGCGGGCCUCUUCCUCAGGAGCUGAUGCCCCUCCCAUCAUCAAAUAGGGACAGCCCUCUAGACUGGACACACCUGGUGGAUGUGGCCAAUACCUUUGAGAAUGAGAGAAACACACACUACAUCCAAAGAAGUUAUGUGUUUGGGGAUGCAAACCACCGAAGCAGCGGGGCCUCCAGUCCUCAGCAGCCCCACAUAGAGCUGCAACCAGCUCCGUUAUCACGGCCCUCAUCCAGUGAGGGUCACAUUGGGUUGGAGAGGAAGGUGACUAAACUAGAGGCCAUGGUGAAGAUGCUCCAGGAGGAUCUGAAGAAGGAACGAGAAGAAAAAUUGCGUCUUCAGGCUCAGAUCAAGAGGCUCUGGGAGGACAACCAGAGACUGCAGGAAGAGUCCCAGACCUCUGCUGCCAAGCUGAAGAAGUUCACUGAGUGGGUCUUCAACACCAUCGACAUGAACUGACUCUCACCUGCUAAUUUCAGCUCCCACAAACACCCAAGCAGUUCAGCAGCACACACAGUCUGCGUCAAGAGGCAGAUGGGAUCAAGAUGAGACUUAGUGUUGGAUUCAGUUAGCCACCUUCCAUUAGCCUCAAACGUGAGUAGAUAAACUGUGUCCGACUCUGCAGACUCUUUUUCUGAGGUUGAGAUUUGUCUCAGGCAUUAAAUCAUAAGACUUUUUACACAACUAGAUGAUCAUUUUAAUCAACGUUUUUUUUUUUUUUUUUUUGCAAAAUUGCCACCAAGAGGAAAAUUUUGCCCUCAUUCUUUUUCCUAAAGAAGUUGACUUUAGCCCUUACUCAUAUUCCAGGGUUCACAAUAAAGAGUCAGCCCUUUCUUUCCUGCCACUUCUGCUCAGUGAAAGUGCUUUACUUUUCAGGGCGACAGUUGGCCUUUUGCAUUUUGAUUUUUUUCUUUUUUUUUUACCCUUUCUAUUUUUUUUUUUAAAUGAUGUCCAGCUGCUCUGAAAGGGGACAAAAGUCUUUUGUGCCAAAUCAAAGCCACCUCAGCACGUGGAUGCACCGACAUCCAGGUGACUUAAAAGAAGACGAAUCUGAAAUGCCACAUAAAGUCUGACAGCUACGCAACAAAUCUGCUAGUUGAGCCUUCCAGAAUUUCCUGGAACAUAAACACACACACUAAAUCCAAAGCCACAACAUCAGAGGACACAAAAGAGGUUUCUGUUUCCUUUGCAUGUAAGUGGAAUAGACAAUUUUAGUGCCUGUGUUUUGUCUCCUCAAAAGCUGAAAUUGCUGGACAGCCAGCCUCAGACAUAAAGAAGGGUCGAUGUGCAGCUGCUCAGGAGGUAAACAUGCUUGUACAGUUCCUCUCCUCCGUGUCGCUCAGAUCUGGAUUACAACAACCGCUCUGUAUGUACAGGACAAGGCUGAAGACAACACCUGAAUGAGGAGUUUAUUUAAAAGCCAUCGGCAAGUAGUGCCAUAAAACAAGACUAAUCCAGAGUGCUUUGGUCCAUCCUAGUUUUAUGUGUUGUAAAAGCAAUAGGAAGAAGUCAGGACUCCUGUCUUUCCCUCCAAAAAAAAAAAGAAAAAAGGAGAAAAUGUCAUUUGGAAGGUACACUUACAAGAACACCAAUCUGCUGCACAUGAGCCUUUAUCCUUUUCCUUUGAACAUCGUGCUCAGAAAAAUAAAGGAAAGUGAGGAAUCUGCUCAUCAUCCUACUGCCUGGAAUACAGAAGGCCAGCUAAUAAUAAAUUACAGAGACAGUUCUGAGAGGGAAACAUUGGAGUCCCCCCACCCCCCGAGGUUAAUUUAUUUCCUUGUAUUAUAAUUCUAAUAAAUGAGUUGUUCUAUUCGUACAGUACAACGGACAUCAGUGUUUAGUUCCUCAAGAGAAACGGUCACUAGCUAUAUUAUUUAAAUGGCUCUCUUUCUCAAUUCUAUCUAAAACCUGACUAUAUGCUUUUUAUUCUGUAUUUUGUUGUAUUUUGUGGUGCCAGAGCCUGCUGUCGUGUUGCUUACAGUGCCCUCUAGUGGUAACCAGUGAAAAUGUCAUGAUUUGUAAAUGUGCUGCCUGCCAUUCUGUAUUUUUUCCCAAUGCCUCUUUAGCAGUCUUACAUCAAACCGGGAGGCCACCCAAACGUAGAGAACAGGAAUAAGAUCAGAAGCCAGCUUUUAGAGACAAUCAAGCAUUGAUAUAUAUAUAUUUUUUUCUUAGUAAAAGGAGCAGUUUUUGUGUGGAUGUUGUCUUUCAUAACAUCUACAGUUUUCCUCAGGUUCGGUUUUAGCUGGGUAGGAGAUAUCUUCAGGAAGUCAGGAAGAACAGCAUAUGUUGUAUUAAAAAGAAAGCUGAUAAGAGUAAUCUGCAGUAGGUGCUGCACCAGUGGCAGUGUGCAUGUCGUCAUUGUGUGAAUGUACAUCAGUCUAUCCAGCCGUGCCUACAGUCACUUCUUUGGUCAUUCACUCCCAGGCAGAGUAGGGACGUGCCUUUGAAAUAGCACCUGGAGAAUAGAUAAAAAGGGAAAGGCUCUUCAUCUUCAUCCUGAAAGAUCAACACACCUGCAGUCAUACACACUCAUCUGACGCACUUUUAAUCAAGUUCAUACUCAGUUUUCUGAGCCUCAUAACAUUUUGUGCAGGGAAAUCGCUGCAACACAUGAGAUGCAUGUAAAAACUGAACGCCAGCAACACGAGACGGGGAGGAAAGUGUGUGAGUUGUAUGGAUAGUUGUGCCUUUGCAUUAAUAGCAUGUAUGUAUAUUAGAGUGACAGUUUUUCUCUCAUUCAGUGUUGAGGUUUAUUUAGGUUACUUUUAGCUAGUCCAUUAUGGCUUUUGCAUCACAACAGGGGUGUUUACCAUCAUUCUCUGUCCCCGGUUUUUAAAUUCUUACAUUUAAAUCUUAAGUUUAUGCAUCUGCAGCACAGAUCAGCACCAAGGAAAGUGAAUGUAAAGUGAAAACAAGCCUAAAGAAAUGUGAUGUUUGUUAUAGCUGGCGUAUUCAUUCAGCUCUGCAGCUUUGUAGAGACAUAAGUGGACUCUUAGUGAGUGUAUUGGUUCUGUUUUAAGAAUCUUUUGCACCAGUAGACAGUUAACAACAGAUUAUUUGGGUUUUAAUAGUUUCACAAUCUGGCCACUUGUGAAAAUCAGUCAAGUACUCAACCAGUUAAGUAAAAUCCUGAAAUUUUAUUUUUAAAAAAGUGAUUCAUUUAGACAUAAUUUUUCCCAAACCAUAAGGAUUUGACUGUAACUUGUUUGCCAGUAACACUGGUUUUCAGUCUAUAUUAACAUUGUUGCUUAAAUUGUACAGUUCACUAACUGAAGGCAAUGUUAUGUAUUUAGUUGUACAUGGAAAGAGUGCUCUGGUUUUUGUAUUUCAAAUGAAUUAUGGCAAAAAUGUGCAGUGCAGAUGUUAAAAUGUGCAUCAUAAAGUUGACAGUUGUCUUCAAGUCAUAAACACAUAAGCCAGUUUUUUUGUUGUUGUAAAUGUUGCUUUAUUUUAUAGCUUGCUGAUUUUUUUUCUCCUCAGUUGGUUAACAGAAGGAUAUUGGAAAUAUGAAUGUUAAGAUGUUUAAAAGUUUCACUUUGUAAUAUCUUAUUAUUGAGAUCCUUUGCACAAUGUUUAAUACAGACUGCGUUUGCAGGUUUUGGAUAUAAGGAGGAUGACUUGAUCCAUUCCUGUUUAAUCCUGUCUUGGUGUUCCACCAUAGUUUCCCCACCAGUGCAGCUCCUGUCAAAUAGAGGAAGGUGCUGGACUGCAUUGGCUUUACAAAAUGUUAAUAUGAACUGAAUGUUUCCUUGAGUAUCGCUGACCAGAAAAGAGCAGACUGGAUGUUAGUGUCAUAGGGAUGCUUGUCAGGCACGGCUUGCGAGGUCAGUGAUUGCAGCAGGGGAGGGAGGUUCUACAAAGCUCAGAGACGCAGCCCGCAUCCUGAUCCGUUCUGUUUGCUCCUAUUGACUCAACAGUAAGCCCAUCGGCUCCCGCUGGAGAUAAAGCACACACUUUUUAAUGGACCACAAGUUUUACAGGAUUGAAAAUACUGUUUACGUCCCAGAUCCAUUGUCUUUGUAAAGUGUAAAAGUAUAAAAGACAUUUGCAGUGAUCACAGUAUUAAAUUUUCUGAAAUAAAUAAAUGCUGUUUGUUGUGCUAUUAUUUGCGUUUUUCCUCUGCUGUAUUUUUU